Messenger RNA from Moneuplotes crassus, 2254 nucleotides. NCBI's taxonomy places the organism in Eukaryota, Ciliophora, Spirotrichea, Euplotida, Euplotidae. The record is from the annotation of a GenBank genome assembly.
AUAUGUUUGAUUUAAAAGAUACAAGAGCACUUAUGAGGACUAGAUUAAUCACAACAAAAAGUAUACUACUUUUUGGCUUAUGAAUGAUUAUUAUAAACCCAUGAAACCUCCAAAAUCCAAACACUAUGAGAAGACUUGUGGCUUCAUGAGGAGAUGGAAGUAGAGAUCCAGAAGAAGAAUGAGAUGAUGGAGGAUCUGCGAGUGGAGAUGGGUGUAGUUUUAAUUGAUUGGUGGAGAUUGGGUUUAGUUGAACAGGAAUGAAUCCAGAUGUAUGCACACUUAUGUGAGGAAAUGGAGUUCAGGAUGGAGUUGAAGAGUGAGAUGAUGGAGAUACUAAUAGCGGAGAUGGAUGUUCAGGCUGAGUUGUUGAAAGUGGAUAUGAAUGAGUUGGGUAUCCAUCAACAUGUAACUUAAUCUGAAGUAACGGAAGUCAAGAUGAUUCAGAACAAUGAGACGAUGGUAAUAUAGCCAAUGGAGAUGGCUGAGAUGCAAACUGCAACACUGAGCCUGGCUAUGAAUGCUCAGGCUUCCCAUCAACAUGCAACCUUAUUUGUGGAAACGGAAGACAAGACUCUUCAGAACAAUGAGAUGAUGCUAAUAACAUUGAUGGAGAUGGAUGUACCCCCGACUGCCUAAUUGAGUCUGACUGGCAUUGCUCUUCUACUUACCCAUCAGUGUGUUCACAAGAAGUCUGAGGUAAUGGUAAGAUUGAGAGCAAUGAGACUUGUGAUGAUGGUAACACAAUCGACGAAGAUGGGUGAAGCAAACAGUGUAAAACUGAACAGUUUUAUAACUGACAAGGAACACCCUCAAUAUGCAAGAUUGGAGUGAUCGAAGCUUCUGAAAGCGUACAAAUGGUAGGUUCAACCAUGCAGUCUGUUCUCAAUGCAGGAGUCGGCAUACAACUAGUUAUUGCUGUCGUGUUAGGUCAGAGUUUGGCUUCGAUGUGGAUACUUGUCAACACAAUUCAGCUUAUUAAUUACUCUGCAAUGAUGAGUUUGUAUUUUCCGAAGGUUAUUGUGACCACGUACAGGCAUCUUGGAAGCAUGAACUUUCAAAGUGAAGUGCUUUCAGAUAUAUACAUGUUGCAUAUCGAUGAAUCAAAGAUUGAGAAUAAGUCAUCUUGGGAUUACAGGUUUGAAAACCAAGGAGUAGAAUCGACCAACAUUUUAGUAAAUUGAUCCGACACAUUCUGAAGUGUUCUCUUGAUGGUAAUAUUUUAUCUAUUGAUAUGGCUCUUGUCCCUCUGCAUAGAGACACCAAGCAGAAGUGAGAAAGUUGAAGCAGCUAUAUACAGAUCCAAAGAGAAGAACCCUACCUGCUGAACGAGAGUUAAGGAGCAUCUCAAGCAAAGAAUCAGGAAUAUCUCCAGCUCAACAACAAUGCUAUUUAAUACUUUUAUCAGAAUCAUCUUUGAAGUGUUUCUUGAUGUCUGCUUUGCUAGUAUUUAUAAUAUUUAUGAUCUCCAGUGGCAGACCUAUCUAGACUAUUACUCAAAUAUUGUGGCGUUGUUCUGGCUGUUCAUCUUUGCGAUCACUCUUCUCAGUCUUCCGAUCAUAUACUUCUGAACUCCAAGCAACAGACCCAAAGUCCACCCCAGAGUCAAAGUGUUGUUCGAAGACUUCAAACCCUCAAGCAGAUUCUACAUGCUCGACCAUGUGGUGUUCAUGCUCAGGAGACUUUUAUUUGUGGGAACUAUUAUCUUUGGGUGGAAUCACGGAAUUCUCCAAGCAUCGAUUCUGUCAGUGUCAUCAGUGGGAGUGCUGACUUGGAAGAUAGUGGUGAGGCCAUAUAAGAGAGCAGUCGUAAACUUUCAAGAAGCACUAUUUGAGGCAUCCUUCACUAUUAUAUCACUGAUAUAUCUUAGAUUCACUAAGGAAAAUGAUGAGCUAUCAGAUUCAAGAAGCACUCAUAUUUUUGGAAUAGUUUGAGUUAUUUUGGUCUUCAAAAUGAUCUUGAUAAACAUUAUAGUUACUUUUUCAGAUUAUUUUAGCAGUGCAAAAGAAUCAUGAAGCAAGCGAAGUGUAAGAGACAAACUAUCCCAUCACCCAAAAAUUACUAGAUAUACUUGUGAAAGGCAAAGAGCAAAGCAUAUAAAUCAAGAGUCACACAUAAGGCAAGAGAACUUAUCUAAAAUUUCCUUAAAAUCAAGACCAAAUUCAAAAAUCAUCCUUACUAAAAACCUCUCCUCGAACCCUCUCCAAAAAAUGACUCGAAACAACCCUUCUCCAGGCCUAAACCCCUAAAAACUAUU